This is a messenger RNA of Galeopterus variegatus (Sunda flying lemur), 419 nucleotides long. RefSeq names its product isoprenoid synthase domain-containing protein-like. The annotation marks the transcript as partial. The record is from RefSeq and is a predicted model, not a curated record. Gene Ontology annotation, molecular function: D-ribitol-5-phosphate cytidylyltransferase activity. The transcript has 2 exons. NCBI's taxonomy places the organism in Eukaryota, Metazoa, Chordata, Mammalia, Dermoptera, Cynocephalidae. Gene Ontology annotation, cellular component: cytosol. Gene Ontology annotation, biological process: protein O-linked glycosylation via mannose; isoprenoid biosynthetic process.
GGAUAAAGGACAUUGUGGUGGUGGUAACUGGAGGAAACAUGGAAGCCAUGAAAAAUAUUAUUGAGAAGUACCAGCAUAAACACAUCUCACUAGUAGAAGCUGGAGUGACCCGCCACAGGUCAAUUUUCAAUGGACUAAAAGCACUGGCAGGGGAUCACCCUGACUCUACACUCCGUAAGCCAGAAGUAGUGAUCAUCCAUGAUGCUGUGAGACCAUUUGUUGAAGAAGAGAUCCUCCUUAAUGUUGUCACAGCUGCUAAGGAGCAUGGGGCAGCGGGAGCGAUUCGACCUCUUGUAUCUACUGUCAUCAGUCCAUCUGCUGAUGGUUGUUUAGACCACUCACUAGAACGUGCCAGACACAGAGCAAGUGAAAUGCCACAGGCCUUUUUAUUUGAUGUGAUCUAUGAAGCCUAUCAGCAG